Messenger RNA from Arabidopsis lyrata subsp. lyrata, 1359 nucleotides. RefSeq names its product F-box protein At1g10895-like. Lineage: Eukaryota; Viridiplantae; Streptophyta; Magnoliopsida; Brassicales; Brassicaceae. The transcript has a single exon. The record is from RefSeq and is a predicted model, not a curated record. Gene Ontology annotation, molecular function: protein binding. The coding region runs from base 51 to 1223 and encodes 390 amino acids.
GUUUAGUUAAGAACUCUUAUAACUUUUUCGUUAGAGCAUUUUUUGUUACAAUGACGACGAUGUCUGAUCUUGACGAAAAUAUGGUAGCUGAGAUACUUUGCAGGACUCCGAUGACAUGUCUGAAAACAGUGCGAUCUAUUUGCAAAAAGUGGAAUACUUUAUCCAAAAAAUGGGUUUACUUUGGUAAAGCGAAGCAGUUUCUUGGAUUCAUGAUGAUGGAUUCAAGGGUUUGUUCCUUGAGAUUCGAUCUCCGCAACGACAGCUUCGAGCCACCAUCUAUAAAGCAGAUAAGUAUACUUGAUCAAAUCGAGGUAUCUAAAAUCUUUCACUGCGACGGUUUAUUGUUAUGCGUAAUCAAAGAUGACACGAAUAAGCUCUUGGUCUGGAAUCCUUAUUUGGGGCAAACGAGGUGGAUCCAACCCAGACAGAGUUUCCACAGAUUAGACAGUUAUGCUCUUGGACAUGACAACAACCGUAACCACAAAAUCUUGAGGUUUGUGGAUGAUAUCUUACCUGUCAAAAACGUGGUUUUCGGGUACGAAAUCUACGAUUUUAGCCUUGAUGCAUGGACGGUUCUUGAUGUCACUCCCGACUGGCACAUAGAGUUUUUUCAACGUGGCGUGUCUCUCAAGGGAAACACUUACUUUUUCGCUAAACAGAGAUUAAUAUUUGAAGGAGAGGGACCUGUAGACAUAGAUAUAACAGAGACCGAAGACUUUUUACUCUGUUUUGAUUUUACUGCUGAGAGAUUUGGACCGCGUCUUCCUCUUCCUUUUCACUCUUAUUUCGACGAGACUGUGACUCUAUCUUGUGUUAAAGAAGAUCAGCUCUCCAUCUUAUACCAGCCCUUGGUGCCAUAUGAGAUCAUGGAGAUUUGGGUUUCCACUAAUAUUGAGCCCAAUGCAGUGUCCUGGAGCAAGUUUUUGAAAGUGGAUAUGAGACCACUCACUGGUUUUCAGUUUGACGUUAUGGCUGGGAGUUUCUUCAUUGACCAGGAGAACAAAGUCGCCGUGGUUUUUGAUCUUGACCCAUAUCCACAAUCCGAGACUCGUCGCUACCAAACAGCUUACAUCGUUGGACAAGAUGGUGGAUACUUCAAAUCUGUUGAUAUCGGAGAAGCUCCAAAUAUCAUGACACGUGACAGCUACGGAUAUAUUGGCCCCAUGUAUUGUGUCCCGCUUGUGUGCUCCUCUUAUGUUCCAAGUUUAGUGCAGAUAGAUUAGCUAGUUUCAUUUUUUUAUAAUUUUGUUUCUUGCCUCUACUUUUACUUUCUUUCGUUUUUAAAAUUUCAUGUCCUUUUGAACAAGACUGCUGUCUACUGCGGCUAAUUAAUUCCUCCUAAUCUGUUUUUGCUAUUUU